Messenger RNA from Drosophila mauritiana, 2607 nucleotides. RefSeq names its product mucin-5AC (gene Sgs1). The transcript has 2 exons. The record is from RefSeq and is a predicted model, not a curated record. The coding region runs from base 24 to 2549 and encodes 841 amino acids. NCBI's taxonomy places the organism in Eukaryota, Metazoa, Arthropoda, Insecta, Diptera, Drosophilidae.
AGAUUACUGCAAGGGGUAAUAAAAUGAAAGUCGCCCUUAUCUUUUUAACUGUGAGCAUUUUGCUCGUACAGGUUAAAAAUGUGAAAGCAAAUUACGACUGGGAUAGUAUGACCGAUGGUCCAUGUGAGGAGAUAACACCCGGAUGUGAAGGGGACACUAUAUACUACCCAGAUCCAGUGCAACCCUGUGAACCUGACGACAACCCGACUACUCCAAAACCCAGACACAAAACUAAAAGGCCCAAAUCUACGCGUAAAACAACCAAACGAACUAAACGUCCUCCCAGAAGGAAUACCAAAAGGACCACCAAAACCCCGGAUUCAACAGAUGCCCCUAUAACGACCACGGAUGCGGAUUGCACAUGCUCCGACACAACAACGGUGACAUGCACGGACUCGACGACUCCAUUGUGUACCGAUACCCCUCCUUGCACCUGUUCUGAAGAACCUUCUACUGCAAUACCCAGUUCUCCUUGCACAUGUACUGAAGAAACCACUACACAAACACCAACGUGUUCCACCCAAGGAACCCCAACAACCCCCAGCACAUGUGCUCCAACCUCUACCACAACAAAAUGCACAACAACAACAUCCACUUGUGCCCCAACGACAACUACACCUAGAUGCACAACAACAACUUCCACUUGUGCCCCAACGACAACAACUCCUAGAUGCACAGCAACAACUUCCACUUGUGCCCCAACGACAACAACUCCUAGAUGCACACCAACAACUUCUACUUGUGCCCCAACGACAACUACUCCUAGAUGCACACCAACAACUUCCACUUGUGCCCCAACGACAACUACUCCUAGAUGCACACCAACAACUUCCACUUGUGCCCCAACGACAACUACACCUAGAUGCACAACAACAACUUCCACUUGUGCCCCAACAACAACUACUCCUAGAUGCACACCAACAACUUCUACUUGUGCCCCAACGACAACUACUCCUAGAUGCACACCAACAACUUCUACUUGUGCCCCAACGACAACAACUCCUAGAUGCACACCAACAACUUCUACUUGUGCCCCAACGACAACUACUCCUAGAUGCACACCAACAACUUCCACUUGUGCCCCAACGACAACUACACCUAGAUGCACACCAACAACUUCCACUUGUGCCCCAACGACAACUACUCCUAGAUGCACACCAACAAUUUCCACUUGUGCCCCAACGACAACUACUCCUAGAUGCACACCAACAACUUCUACUUGUGCCCCAACGACAACAACUCCUAGAUGCACACCAACAACUUCUACUUGUGCCCCAACGACAACUACUCCUAGAUGCACACCAACAACUUCCACUUGUGCCCCAACGACAACAACUCCUAGAUGCACAGCAACAACUUCCACUUGUGCCCCAACGACAACUACUCCUAGAUGCACACCAACCACUUCUACUUGUGCCCCAACGACAACAACUCCUAGAUGCACACCAACAACUUCUACUUGUGCCCCAACGACAACAACUCCUAGAUGCACACCAACAACUUCUACUUGUGCCCCAACGACAACUACUCCUAGAUGCACACCAACAACUUCCACUUGUGCCCCAACGACAACAACUCCUAGAUGCACAGCAACAACUUCCACUUGUGCCCCAACGACAACAACUCCUAGAUGCACACCAACAACUUCUACUUGUGCCCCAACGACAACUACUCCUAGAUGCACACCAACAACUUCCACUUGUGCCCCAACGACAACAACUCCUAGAUGCACACCAACAACUUCUACUUGUGCCCCAACGACAACUACUCCUAGAUGCACACCAACAACUUCCACUUGUGCCCCAACGACAACUACACCUAGAUGCACAACAACAACUUCCACUUGUGCCCCAACGACAACUACUCCUAGAUGCACACCAACAACUUCCACUUGUGCCCCAACGACAACAACUCCUAGAUGCACACCAACAACUUCCACUUGUGCCCCAACGACAACAACUCCUAGAUGCACACCAACAACUUCCACUUGUGCCCCAACGACAACAACUCCUAGAUGCACACCAACAACUUCUACUUGUGCCCCAACGACAACUACUCCUAGAUGCACACCAACAACUUCCACUUGUGCCCCAACGACAACUACUCCUAGAUGCACUACUACGACUUCCACAUGUGCUCCAACCACAAUCACACCUUGUCCAACUACAACACCAUCAACAAGUCCUACAAGAACAACACGUCGUCCUUGUCCUUGCCAUCCCCAGCCUCCUUACCAGAUUCCUCCUUGGUCAUGGUGGUAUCCUUACCCGAUCUACCCCAAUCCCGUGUGGCCCUGGCAACCUAACCCAGUUGUUCCUCAAUGGCCACAGAUGCCCGGAUAUCCAAAUCAGUGGCCACAAUUACCAGGUAAUCCCCAGCAUUUACCACCGCCGUUGCCAUCUCCUCAGUGGCCCUGGUCUUGGCCAAAACCACCAGUACCACCAGUUCACCCUAAACCUGGCGACUGUGAAAACAUAUGCGAAAACCUACUGAAGGGAGUAAAAUAUCAAGAAGAUCUCAUCAGAAGGUGCUUGUGCACACGAACGUAAUCCUUUAAAAAAAAUCUCUUAAUUGUUUUAUUAAAAUGUUCACUACUUAUAAAAAUCA